Acanthaster planci (crown-of-thorns starfish) is the source of this 3055-nucleotide messenger RNA. RefSeq lists its product as uncharacterized. The record is from RefSeq and is a predicted model, not a curated record. Gene Ontology annotation, cellular component: nucleus. Gene Ontology annotation, biological process: regulation of transcription by RNA polymerase II. Gene Ontology annotation, molecular function: RNA polymerase II transcription regulatory region sequence-specific DNA binding; DNA-binding transcription factor activity, RNA polymerase II-specific. NCBI's taxonomy places the organism in Eukaryota, Metazoa, Echinodermata, Asteroidea, Valvatida, Acanthasteridae.
GCCGCAUUGGACUGUCCUUCAUAAUUUAUAUUUCAGAUUUUCGGAAGUGAUGGGUCAAUUUUGGCAGGAUAUUUGUCUUUUAGGUCAGUUAAUUUUUCAGUUUCUAUAACUUAAUAUACCAACAAACAUUUUCUAAGAAGUACCUGAACGAAAAAAUAUUCCAAAUUCUAAAUCUUUGCACGUUAUAUUUCCUGUCCAAGGGUUCUGGAGGCCCGCCAUCAGGGGUCAACUUUCAGGCUCUAAAGCGAAUUAAAGAAAAAACUUACAAUUAUAAUUAAAUAUAACUACAUUUAAAAUGAAUAUAACAGACAUAAAUAUAACAUGCAGCUGAGUUUGCCUGAGAUAUACUUGCCUAUCUAUUUAAACAAAGUUAUAUUUUUCCAUUCUACCCCGUUUCAUAGCUGCACAUGUGGCAGUGUGUGGUACCGGUAACUAAAGGCUUGUCGUGACUUAACCUCAUGUCGGACCUACCCAAGUCUAAUUUUGGUUUACGGUUCAUUGCGUCAUUGUCGACCUGUGGUUUUCCUAUCGAUGUUGUAUCCACAUUCCCGCCAUUCGUAGAGCCUAGAGGGGUUACAUAAGUGGCGGAAGGCCAGAACCUGAUCAAAGUUCACUUGUCCGUGACUCUCUGCCUAUUCUGCCACAUGGCUGUUGCGUUGUGUCCAUGGUCCGAUUUUGUUUGACCACCUGAACGUGUCGCAAAUUUCUUCCAUGGUUAGAGUGAUCCUAGUGAAGUAGAGCCUCGAUCGGUCCACGUUGGGGGCUGUGUUUUCUCAGAACCAUGUCUUCUAACUCCUCUGACCACUACGUCGGACGGUCAUAGAACAAGGGCACAGACGAUAGACCACCAAGGUCCACAGCUCGUCGCCGGUUCCACGUUUCAGACCACCCUAUACAAGUGAGAUGUCCGAGAAGGUAAAAGAAAAGGAGAGUAGUCUCCAAGAUAACGAACGACAUUCUCAGAGGGAAGACAACGCCAACUCUACAAAAGAAACUGAAGAUGCGCCAGUGAAGAAGAAGAAAGUAUGGCCAGCCAAAUACAACAAGGGGCCUUUUAUUUGCGCCUACUGCAACAAGAAAUUCCGAGGUCUUCUUGAUCUGACUCGUCAUGAACGCAUUCACACCAACGAAAAGCCACUAGUAUGUGAAGAGUGCGGCAAAGCUUUCGGAAGUGACAGUAGUUUACGAUUUCAUAUCAAUGGUCAUCGGAAUAUUCGACCGUAUGCUUGCCCUACCUGUGGGGCGACGUUUCGCCACAAGAAUUCGCUUAGAGAGCAUAUGGUCGUCCACACAGACUUACGCCCUUAUGUAUGUGAAGUCUGCGGUACGGGAAUGCGACAACGAUCUUCUCUACGUAAACACAUGCGAAUUCACACGGGGGAACGACCUUAUAAGUGUGAGAUUUGCGAUCGAGCUUUCCGAUCUUUAGCUACCUGUCGAUUACACCAAGAACGCCAUGCUGACCCCAACAGCCGAGUCAAUCGGAUUCCGAAGGAGCCACGGAGGAUUAGAAACAGGGUCAGAGGUUAUCGGAAGUACUUGCCCAGAAGUGUCAGGUCGGAAAUCACGCGGGAACUUUGCCGUCAGCUCAACAAAACGCAAACAGCGCCAAUAUCUACCCAGCUUCCUAAAAAUGUGUUUUCUGUUAUUACACCGCUCGAAAUUUCCUCAGUUGAUACUACAUGCACAACGACGUCAGAAGCAGAGCACGUAUCCUCAAUCAGUCCAACAGGGCCUCUCUGUAACGCGUCCGCACAGACGUCAAAUGUGUUGCCAGACGCAGCCAACAGACACCCUGAAACACCUGGGACAAAAUUUACAAACGUCGUGAGUGUGUUGAAUCACGCUACAAAGAUAUCACAUGGUACGCUGGUAACACCUGUCUCACAAACUGUCACUCCUAGUUUCAGUCAAGGCAGCUUGUUAUCACCUGUCACGCCCAGUGCUGCUCAGCUUCCACUCAGCAUCAAUGCUUCUGGAACUCUUCCAGGUAUUAUCUCCGCGUGCAAUGUCAUUCCUGUUGCCUUCGAUAAGAAGGAAAGAAGUCCGGCCCAUACCCUCUCUGCCAAUUCGCCCAUCUUGGUCAAUGCGGAUCAAGUUGUCACCUUCACGUUCACGCCAUUAAUGGUAAUUAAGACGCCGUUCGGUGAACCCAGUACUAAUUAAUCAGAGACUAUAACAGACUAACCUGCCUCGAGCAGAAGCACCCCCUCAUCGGUUGAAAGGAGACAUGUUGUCCUGGAGUACGAGUAUUCAUUUUGUUGGUAGCGAUGCAACCGUAACGCAUGCAUUUCCUAGUGGUUCGCAAACCAGCGAAGUUCAGUUCCGCCCAAAGGAGCCGCCGUUGCAAAGAAAAUAGCGCCCUUUCUUGGUCCAGUUUGAGGCCCAUAGUACUGUGGAACAUUUUUCUUUCCUGCACUAAGUUUAUUCAUGUGCAAGUCAAAAGUCCAAUUUUUAUGAAGUUUGUUAAAGGUUUUAAGUUAGCAUAACUAAGAGUAAUCUGAUUUUUAUAAUGACGAAGAUAACCAUAAUUUUCGCGUAGUCAUGUAUUCCUCAGUCAUCCCAUACAUGAAAAGUUCUUUUGCAAAAAACUUUCUAGGUGUUGAGAUUACCGCUUCAUUCUGUAUCAAGCUUAAAAGUGAUAAGUCCGUGUGUUUUCUCUUGACUUUUUAAAUGCUGCCAUUUGGCAAAUAUUGUGGAAAUUUUGUAAUUGAGUUUUUCAGUUUUUUUCUGAUAUGACGAAACUCGGGUUCCUUGAAUAGAAGUUAAGUUUUUUUGUGUGUGUUACAAAGCUCUUUAGCCUUAUUGUCUGAGAGUUGAAUAAAUGCGUGCAAGAUCAGAGCUUUUCUUUUUCAUUGAAACCACACUCAAGUCGGAUACUUGUACACGUAUACACAUUGUAUUCGCAAUGAAGAAAAAUUCGCAGUAUACAAGAGGCUUGUAUAUAUUGAGCAUUAUUUAAAUAGAAUACUCAAUGACUUUUGAUGUCUUGUUAUUCCGGGCGUAUCCCCAAUUUUAAUGUUACUGGAAUGAUUAAAGAACUACAUGCAGUUUC